AAAUACCACGACCAUGGCACCAUGCUUAGGCUUGAAGAAGAAGCACACACAACACAAUACACACCUUCUUUCUUCUUCAACCUUCUACCUUCUCUUUUAAAUCACCAUGGCACUUAACACACAUAAUUCCACCACCACUACAAUCAAAUUCCUCUGCAGUUACGGCGGCAAAAUCCUCCCUCGUUAUCCCGACGGCAAGCUCCGCUACCACGGCGGUCAAACUCGCGUCCUCGCCGUUCACCGCUCCAUCUCUUUCUCCGAAUUACUGGUGAAACUCGGUGAAUUGUGUGGAACCUCUGCAACUUUACGUUGUCAAUUGCCGACUGAAGACCUAGAUGCACUCGUAUCCAUCACCUCCGAUGAAGAUCUCGUUAACCUAAUCGAAGAAUACGAUCAUCAAUCCACUCGUCAAUCAAAAUCUCUCAAAAUCAGAGCAUUUUUAUCACCUCCGAAGAGAUCAUCUCCGUCACCGUCACCGUCACCGUCACGUUCCACCGCCUCUGGAUCUUCUUCCUCCAUCAGCACCACCACACACGACGCCGGAUCUCCGAAAUCUCCUCUCUCCUCCGCCGCGAGAUCUCCGGAUGCCGCCGGAAACCGAUGUAUCUAUCAUGUUUCAAAGCCGCCGGUUCCGUACAACAGAUCAGCCGGAAAGAUGACGUGUUAUGCGUACGGAAACCCUAGCCGGAGUUAUCUUGUGCACCACGGCAACUAUUGGCAAUAACCGUUCUAGAUCUGGCAGUUAUUUUGAACGAUUAUCAGAUGAUUUAAAUCUAUACAAUUAUAAAGUCUAAAUUAAGCGAUAAUAUAAAUUAAAUUUCAAUAAAAAAUAUAUAAAUCGUUGAAUCAUAUAAUCUUUGGACUUUGAAUCGUAUAAGAUUUAGAUCAAUGUUGAUUAUUCAGUCCAAAUUUUGUUCAAUGAUGAGUUAAUUUGACCGGUAAGUUUUCAGUGAUCGCCGUUCGUUGUAUAUCCGUUCCGUUUGUCGUAUUCCGGUGGCCAUUAUUAAUCGUUAUCCUCUGACGUCACCGUCGUAACUGAUUUUGUCUGAUUCGUCUUCUUCUUUUGGCGAUUUCACUUUUAAUUUAUUGUUUUGGAAUUAUAGAUACUUGACUGACUAUUUUUGUAAUUUGUGCUGCAGGUGUAGAGCCAUACCUUGGGGAUAGAAUUGCGAGAGUGACACUUUGAUCAUAAUCUAGAACUAGAACUAGGUGGAUUCAUCCUAUGCGUCGCCGUGGAUACAGUGGCGAAACUUGAGAUUUUCGAAUCUGGGGAUUGAAAACGUACACAGGGGAUUGAAAACGUACACAUCCAAAAAUUUCUAUAAAACGAGGGUCGAAAACGUAUAUACCAAAAAAUUCUAUAUGAAAACUAUAUACUCUCCACUACUAAGCAAAAGUUUUGGGGGGUCGGCCGCCCCCUCCCGCCCCCACUAUCCUACACCGCAAAGAAAAUUCAAUCGAUAUUGGUUUGUUUCAUAUCGUUAGGAUACUGACACGUAUCGGGAAAGAAAACUCGAAGAAUAAAGAAAAAACAUAAAAAAAAAAUGAUACAAAGCAAAGGAAAAACACAAUAUAUUUAUUAAAGUUUAAUGACUAUAUGUAUACGUUAACUGUAUUAAAGUUUAAGAACACAAUUGUAAAUUAUUAAAGCUGAAGGUGGUAAUUAGGGCUGCAAACGAACCGAACGAACACGAACACGGCCUUGUUCGUGUUCGUUUGUUAAGGAUUUCAUGUGUACACGAACAGUUCACGAACACUUACCGAACGGGAUUUUUUGUUCGUGUUCGUUUGUUAAGGAAAUGAACUUGUUCGUGUUCGUUUGUGUUCGUUUGUUAAUUUAGGUACCGAACACAAACGAACGUUCAUGAACGCACACAGACGCAAACGAACACAAACAAACGUUAAUGAACAUAAACAAACACAAACGAACAUAUAUUUACCUUCGAAGAUGAUCAUAACAAAAAAAAAAAAAAAAAAAAAACACUAAGUAGAUCCACCCAAAAUAUACCAAGCUAAUUAUCCAAACUUGAGUAGCUUAAUAUAUAGUUUUUAUAAACAUAACUAACACAAAGUAGUCUCUCAAUACUUCAUCUUAAACUUCAAGUCUCCAUUUAAUCCACCAAACUAACCUUGAGAUCGUCUAUAACCAAAAUAAACUUGAAUUAAUCCAACCAUCAUCAAGUAAGCUCAACACAUAUGACAUAAACAAAUGAUAGAAUAUAAGUUGGGCCAUACAAUAUAAUAUAAUAUAAGUUGGGUAAUAAAAAAAAUAAAAUAAUAUAUAUAUAUAUAUGUAUAUAUUUCUAUACACAAACGAACACGAACAUAAACAAACGAACACAAACGAACGUAAACGAACACGUUACCGAACGUUCACGAACACAAUUGAACGAACAUGGCCUUUGUUCAUGUUUGUUCAUUUAACUAAACGAACGAAAUUUUUUGUUCGUGUUCGUUCAUUUAUUAAACGAACGAACACAAACGAACUUCCCGCCGAACGGUUCAUGAACUGUUCGCUGAAAGUUCAGUUCGUUUGCAGCCCUAGUGGUAAUGAAACAUAAUAGAACCACACGCGCUAAACUUUGAACUCCCAAGGAACAAACAUCGCAACACUUCCAUUUUUCACUUUUUGUGAUUAAACCCCAUUUCCAAUGUUAUGCAUAUUGAGCAGCCGUUCACCUCCACAAAUCACAACAGCAAGCUGCCAUUAUCCAUCACUAAAUAAACAAUAUAUCUGCCACCUCCAGAAAUCUAUUAAUCCUUUCGGUUAAAAGAAUUAAUUGGUGUCGGUUUGUUUCGUAUCGUUACGGUAUUGAUACAUGUUAUAGCAAAUGAAAAAGGACGCUAAAAAGAUAAACUCAUAACAUAACAAAAAAUAUAUAUAUAUAUAGGGGGCGGUUCCCCUAAGAAGCCUAUUUUGCCUAAGUUGCCUAAGAAGCAAUCUACACCAUUUGUUUAAACAACCAAUGGACCAGAUUAGAUCCCUAAUAUUAAACUAGAUAAAUAAACAAAAUACAACGCGCGGGGGUAUUUUCGCCAUAAACAAACAAAUAGUACUGGCAGUUAUCAACGAUUCAAAAAAACUUCUUCUUCACUCUCUCUCAAAACUUCCCAAUCGCUAACAAACUUCACCUAAAAUCGACAAUCAGAGAGACGAAAAUCGAACAAACAACAACAAAAACAGCAUCAACGAUGGAUUCAGAGAGUUCUAAGAGAUCUACAAGAAGCCAGAAGCAUAAAGAAACAAAACAUGAUGACGAUUUCGAAGGUUUGUUAAGGAUCUGUAAACGAACAGAUUUCUAGGGUUUUAAUAUGUCUAAACUGAUUCAUGUUCUGCAUUUUAUUAAACAGAUCGAUCGUUGUGUUUUUUAUGAAAUAAUGCUGGUUUAUUUUU
Helianthus annuus (common sunflower) is the source of this 3394-nucleotide messenger RNA. RefSeq lists its product as uncharacterized. The transcript has 3 exons. Bases 107 to 724 code for a protein of 205 amino acids. Lineage: Eukaryota; Viridiplantae; Streptophyta; Magnoliopsida; Asterales; Asteraceae. Gene Ontology annotation, molecular function: protein binding. The record is from RefSeq and is a predicted model, not a curated record.